Messenger RNA from Cotesia glomerata, 1146 nucleotides. RefSeq lists its product as uncharacterized. The record is from RefSeq and is a predicted model, not a curated record. NCBI's taxonomy places the organism in Eukaryota, Metazoa, Arthropoda, Insecta, Hymenoptera, Braconidae. The transcript is spliced from 2 exons. Bases 1 to 1146 code for a protein of 381 amino acids. Gene Ontology annotation, molecular function: zinc ion binding; nucleic acid binding.
AUGUCAACUUCAACCCCUUCCACAAAAAUCAUUGCUAUAGAAGAAACCCCUCUCACAGUACCAGAAGAAGUAGUCGAAAGUAUUCCUAUUAGUAACAAUAAUACUGAAAGUACGUCUGGCCUUUCCUCGGCAACUUUUGAUAAUUCUAUCCCAAUUACUAAUACUUUCAAUAAUCUUACACUGCUCAAUACACCUGUUUUACCUAGUAAAAAUAAUGAACACAGUUAUGCUACAAAUAAUCUUCAAAGAUCAAACGAUCUUUUCACCCUCGCUUAUAUGAAUAUCAAAGAUGCAGUGAGUUUAAUUCCUAUUUUCAAUGGAGAAAAUAUGCCGGUAAAUAGUUUCAUUGAACUUUGCAAACAAACGGUAAAUUUGAUACAUCCAUCUGGUAAAUUGUAUUUGACUCAAUUAAUAAAGUCCCGCAUUCAAGGCAAAGCUAGUAGAUAUGUUUCGACGCCAAGGCGCACAUUGUCUCAGUGGCAAUCACUUCUUUCUAAUAUCCAUCAAAAUGAAGGCGAAUCUAUUGUAGAUUUUGCAACUAGAAUCAAAGAAAUCGUCCAAGGUACUUCUGAAGUAAUUAUUGACAAACAUUCGGGAGAAAUAAGAACCGGGUUAUUAGCGAGCACACGAGAAGGAGCGCGGGACAGUUUUGUACGCGGUUUAAGAGGACAGUUAGGGCUUUGGGUAGCGAGUCAAAAACCUUUAACUUUAUUACAAGCGAUCGAUUUAGCUUUAGAAUUAGAAAAGGAACUGGAACAGAGGGAUUCACUUUUCAAUACUCGGGCUCAUAAUAUGGGAACUAAUGAUACAUCAGGUUACAUUAAUUUCACGGGCGGUUACCAAGGAGGAAAGAGAAAUAAUAAUCAUCACAAGCCAGGUCAAGGCUCAAGUUUUAAAAAUCAUCCUGCAGUUGCUGCCGUACACGUGGCUCAGACAUACAAUGACGAAAAUUUUCAUAAAUUUAACCGGAAAUCUAAGAUUUGCUACCGAUGUGGAGGUCAAGGACACAUUAAGUCGGAAUGUAGAGCUUCAAAUUUGUUUUGUACAGCUUGCGGUAGAAGGAAUCACGUAGCUUCUGUUUGUAGACGAAAACAUACUAUGGGUGUAACAAAUAAUUCUAACUCCAAACCAAGCCGCUAUUACUGA